AUGAGGGUCGCACAUGAACAUACCGCCUUGGUAUGGGCCUUAUCUCUCCUCGUGAGGCAGGCCACAGCGACUUACUGGAUUAAUCAACUUGAUAACUACUCAUCACUGCCUGUCUGCGCCGAAGGUCCCAUCAGUACCAUCGUGAGGGGCAUGGUAAAAGGAUGCGGUGAUGGGGGACGCGCCACUUCGUACAGCUGCUUUUGCACACAGAGCUCGUCAGCAUUCAAGGAUCUGAUCGCCUCAUCUGUUGAAAAAGAAUGUAGCGGAACUGGAUCGGAAGUCGUCAGUGCGACGGUACUCUUUGAGGAGUACUGCUCCCUAGGUAUCAAGCAGACUUCAGCGACUACAACAGGCUCGGAUGCCACUACAUCAACCAGCGAUGGUAAUUCAUCCAAGACCAACACCGUGGCAACAUCUACAUCAGCUUCACAGACAGAGAGUAAUUCUUCUGCAUCCACAACUGCAUCCGCAUCCGUAACCACAAAUACUUCAACUAUCAACAGUGCCCCAUCGACUACUGCUUCCUCUAUCACCGAGUCGACUUCAACCGCCGAAACGAGCGACGCGGGCGCUUCUUCAAGCUCUAGUGCCAGCAUCGCAACUGGAGCGAAAGUUGCCAUCGGCAUCUGCAUCCCCCUAGCUGUAAUCGCUAUUGCAGCGGCUAUUUUCAUGUUCUUCCGAAGGCGCCGCGAGACCAAGCCGAACGACCCAUACGGAGGAGUUAGACUGGAAAGCCGAGAGGAGGUUCAAGUACACCCCAAAUCAGCUUCGGAGCUUGAUGGCUCCUCCUACCCGCCUUAUGAGUUCCCUCUGCAUUCAACCUCAACCCCUCGAUUUCCCCCACCGCAGGAGCCGAAAACAGUCUACGAGAAGGAUGGAACAUCUACCAAGUUUGAGCUUGAAUAA
Clonostachys byssicola is the source of this 906-nucleotide messenger RNA. NCBI's taxonomy places the organism in Eukaryota, Fungi, Ascomycota, Sordariomycetes, Hypocreales, Bionectriaceae. The record is from the annotation of a GenBank genome assembly.